Messenger RNA from Selaginella moellendorffii, 1396 nucleotides. RefSeq lists its product as uncharacterized. The coding region runs from base 648 to 1250 and encodes 200 amino acids. The record is from RefSeq and is a predicted model, not a curated record. The transcript has 5 exons. Lineage: Eukaryota; Viridiplantae; Streptophyta; Lycopodiopsida; Selaginellales; Selaginellaceae.
AGUGAGAAAGAAGAAACAGUUUUAGGGCGAGAAGCUCCAUUCGCGCGCGCUCGCUCGCUCGCCGCCAGCGCUGGAGCUCCCGCCAGAUCCACGAUGUCGAAUCCAGGUAACAUGACUUACGACGAGUCGGAUCGCCCCAGGAUGGGCGUGGUGAGGCAUUCGUCGCACAAAAAUGAGCUGCUCAUCAAGCCGAGGCUUGCGGCGGUAGCGAUUUCAUGGAUUCUCUCUCUUUCUUCCUACAUUCGUGGAUUUGCUUUCUUCAGGUGAAAAGGCCAACCCGGGACAUUCCUCCCGAGACGUUCAGCUACGGGAUCAUCGACGAGCGGGGAGACACUGUCAAGGAAUAAUUUGCAGCCAUGAUCCAUCGCGAGCACGUCCCAAAUCCUCAUGCAACCAAGGGAAAGGAUAUCCGAGCCAUGAACAAGAAGGCUCCUAAAAUGUGAGCGUCUUGCUUGCAGCUCCACAAGAUUAAACACAUAAGGAACGUUGUCCGAGCUGACCAGCAAAGAGGCUACAGGUUAGAGCACCCUCUCAAGUUGAAAGUGAAGAAACGUAUUUAGGCAAACGUUCCUCCUUUACCGUCGGUGAAAAAUCCCGACCACGUCUACGGCUUGCCAUUACCAAGGGGCGAAACAACAGACGAGUUGAUGACUUACAGCUAUGCCGAGGACUGGAUAAAGAUGAACCAGUACCACCAGCACGACCACGGUUUCAUCAAGCCGCAGUUCGUCCCUCCCCGAUCGACCAAGACGGUGGAAGUCCGCUCCGGCUCGUGCUACCAGAAGUACAACCCCCCGCCGGAGAAGGAGCGCUUCGUCAUGUCCAAGUUCAAGGCGGUCCAUCACAAGAUCGACAACGUCCAGACCACUCCACUGCUGCGUGACGAGCGGCCGCCAGUGUUCCAGACGACGAGCUCCAAGAGGAGGGGCGGUGUCUACGGCGCUCAAGGGGCUCUUAGAUACUGUGGCGAUGGCGACGACUAUCCCAGCUGCGGGGUGGCGGGCAUUAGAACCCGGCUUCCUUGCUCUGGCAUCUCGCCGCUACUGCCCCGGAGGAACGACGCGGACGUGGUCUGCGUUGCGGAUCAGCCACCCGGCAGGGUGUUGCUUCCCAGGUUCUACAAGCCGUGUAGCAGCAAUCCGGCGAAUCCAUGCGCUUCGCAUCCCAGGAGGAGCGAUCCCGACGAAGCCGUGACGACUGUAAGAAGAGAAGUUACUCUACGGGGGCCUCGAAGGAGUGAUCCUGACUAGAACUCGCUCGUCCUCGGUGGACGCUACCGACGUUUUCCGAAAGAGAUCUCCGGCAAACCCGAGACUUUGGUGGUGGUAAAAUCGAAAUCUUGUUUUCUUUCUGCGAACGAGUACAUUUGAGAAAACGAACCAUGCAUUUGGGAAAA